AUAUAUACGUCGAAUAUUCUCCUUCCCUUUUUCUACAAUCACUUUCUUUUUGGUCGUGAAAGGUAUCUUCAAUUAUUUGAAGGGAAUAAUAUUAUUUUCAACCUUUCCAAAAGUUGCUAAUAUCAAAUUGAACUAACAUCUAUAAUAACUUAAGUGAAGACCCAUGGGCCAAUAUCACCAAUGAGUGAAUAUAUAUUCGGUUCUCAAUACCACGCUCAACAUGAUGUCUGAUGAUCCUUGGUGAAUAAUAAGUGAGGCAGUACACGUAACGUUUCGUACUAUCAAGGGAUGGCUUAAAAACUAAUUGGGCCUUCAUAAGGGCCCACUAAAACUUGAUUACAACUAUUGGAACCAUGAUCAACGGCCCAAGAUCACAUCUCUCCCCUGUAAAACCAGCGACGGCAACACCACCACCAUCAGAAGCCUCUCUUUUUGUCGGUGUUAAAAGAGCAUCAAGUUUCACCAACCAACCAAACCGCAAAUUCUGACUAAAUAAAAAAGUUAGCUCAAGAUGCUGACGACAGGGGUAUUAUUGUCAUUUAGUGAUUCAAACCGGGUCUAUUUUAAUACAAAAGAAGAAGCAAGUGCGUUAAAAUGCCUUAAACUUAGGAUCAAUUUACUUCAGCUGCACCACCGUGUUUAGAAUCAGUUUGAGUUUUUUAUUUGUUAUAACUAAAAAUGGCGAGUAAGAGUAGCAUCCUGUUCAUCGGAGGAACUGGUUACAUCGGGAAGUAUAUAGUGGAAGCGAGCGCUAGAUCUGGACAUCCAACACUCGUCCUCGUUCGAAACUCCACGCUCACCAGCCCGUCACGGUCCACCACCAUCGACAAUUUCAAGAACCUCGGCGUUCGCUUUCUACUCGGAGACCUUAACGAUCAUACGAGUCUCGUGAAUUCGAUCAAGCAAGCUGAUGUGGUGAUAUCCACCGUUGGACACUCUCUCUUGGGUCAACAAGACAAGAUCCUCUCUGCUAUUAAAGAAGCUGGUAACGUUAAGAGAUUCUUUCCGUCGGAGUUUGGAAAUGAUGUGGACCGUGCUCAGAGUGUUGAGCCUGCCAAGUCAGCGUAUGCUACAAAGGCAAUGUUCCGGAGGAAGAUUGAGGAAGAAGGGAUACCAUACACUAUUGUCUCUUGCAACUUCUUUGCUGGCUACUUCCUCCCUACUUUGGCACAGCCUGGUGCUACUUCUCCUCCACGUGAUAAAGUAAUUAUUAUGGGUGAUGGAACCCCCAAAGCUGUGUUCAACAAGGAAGAAGACAUAGGGACUUACACAAUCAAGGCCGUUGAUGAUCCAAGAACCUUAAACAAGAUCUUAUACGUUAGGCCACCAAUGAACACCUACUCAUUCAACGAUCUCGUUUCGCUUUGGGAGAAAAAGAUUGGGAAAACACUCGAAAGAAUCCACGUUCCUGAAGAACAAAUCCUCAAACAGAUAACAGAAGCUUCGCCUCCACUGAACGUGCUGCUAUCACUUUGUCAUUGCGUAUUUGUGAAAGGAGGACAAACAAACUUCGAAAUAGAACCUUGCUUUGGAGUAGAAGCUUCUGAGCUUUACCCUGAUGUCAAAUACACUACUGUCGAUGAAAUCCUCGACAACUACGUCUAAAGGAGUAGUAGCUUUAACUAAAGUCACUCCAUUACACUCUUUCCAUAAAACUUAUCAGUAUCCUAUGUUUCUGAAUAAAACCUUUCUGCUUCUCCAAUAUGAUAAAAUCAAUUAAACUGACCGGUUUUUAUUGUUGUAACAAAUUUCUUUUAAUGUUGUGAUACUGAAACACAAGAACUGGGA
This is a messenger RNA of Brassica rapa (field mustard), 1788 nucleotides long. RefSeq names its product phenylcoumaran benzylic ether reductase 1. The record is from RefSeq and is a predicted model, not a curated record. Lineage: Eukaryota; Viridiplantae; Streptophyta; Magnoliopsida; Brassicales; Brassicaceae. Gene Ontology annotation, molecular function: oxidoreductase activity.